Molecule: messenger RNA, 1136 nt
Organism: Manis javanica (Malayan pangolin)
Lineage: Eukaryota; Metazoa; Chordata; Mammalia; Pholidota; Manidae
Source: RefSeq, a predicted model, not a curated record
AUGGCUUCCCCGCUGAAGCUGGAGCAGGACAUACAGGGGAAAGUGGAUUCGUUUCGGGCCCGCAUUGCCCGGGAGGCCGAGGAACUGGUGUCCGUCUUCUUCCCGCAAAAGCUGUCGGAGCUGGAUAGUCAGGUCCAGGAGCUCCUCCUGCAAGACCUGCCCAGAAUCCGCUCGGUGCUAGCCGCCCCGGACACUGCGGGGGAUGGGUCCGACCAGGAUCCGCCGCCCGUGCACUCCCAGCCCUCGGGCAAGGUACCAGCGCUGCCAGGCGGCAAGGGACCGCUUCUGCGGAGCAACCAGCAUCUGGUGGAGCUGAUUGAACGGGUAAAACCUGAGAUUGAGCUGCUCAGAGAGAAGUGCAGCACGGUGCGGAUGUGGGUGCAGCUGCUCAUCCCAAAGGUGGAGGAUGGCAACAACUUCGGAGUGUCUGUUCAGGAAGACGCCGUGGACCAGCUGUGGACCGUGGAGAGCUCGGCAGCCUCCUACCUACGCCGCUUCUCCACCUACUACAACACCCGGGCCAAAUUGGUAUCCAAGAUGGUGAAAUACCCCCAGGUGGAGGAUUAUCGCCGCACUGUAGCCGAGGUCGAUGAAAACGAGUACCUGAGUGUGCGCCAGACACUUCUGCAUGUACGGAACCAGUAUGCCACCUUGCACGAUGUAAUCCUCAAAAACAUCGAGAAGAUCAAGACCCCUCGGAGCACCAACACUGAAAACCUAUACUGAGGACCUUUCUCCAUCCUACUUCCCUUCAGCAGGUGGCUGAGCUGUUUAGGCAGCUAAGAGGCUGGUUAUUAAUUACUCUACAGGUGAUGAAACAGCUGAAAAUGUGCAUUCCUGCUUAGUGACAAUAUCAUACAGCUGACCCUCAUACUGACUCUUGGUGUAAUUUUUUAUUCUUUUGGGGAGAGAAUGGAGAGGAACCAUCUGGUAGACGUUUGUAAGAUGGGUCAAGGAGAAAGGACUGCCAUUUUUAAAAGCAACUUUGUAGAUAAAUGUUGGCCAAGGUUUCUUUUUUAUGGCAUUGGUGACAUUGAAUGGUUCCAGGGUUGAGGGGAGGUUACCAAAGAAAACCCAAGUCUAAUCUUUAAAUCUCAUUUUGGCAGAUUAAAAUAAAACUUGGUUUUAUCAUUUUA